CCAGCCGGGUUUACUCGUCUCCUCUUCCCGGCCAAGCAGCGGGCAGUCAACUCAGCGUGCCUGCUGUUGCCACCGGUCCCCUCGUACCAGCUUGAUUUCCCAAGCCCAAAGCAGAGCGCUCCACUGGAGUCACCGAGUCUCCUUUGAACCGCAAGUGAACUCCGGGGCUGCGCUCCCAACCCAGCUCCGCUGUCGCUGCUACCCCGCUGCCUCAGGGUGAAGUCUAGCUCACCUCUGGUUCCCCCAGGGGAGCGCGCCCCCAGCUACAGCUGGGCACGGAGCAUCCUAGCUCUCUUCCCCCUGGGUGCUGCUUCCUACCCCUACACCGCUACAUCCUACUACCCCACCCCACCCCCACCCCUAUUUUGCGGGUUGGAGCAUGGUUCUCAUGUGACUUUCCCCCCUUUUCAUGGACAGUACCUGCACCUUUAGCAGUUCGGAGCUGGCUUCUGUUUUCCCUUAGUGCUUUGCUGCAGGGACAAAUGCAUACAAAUGCAUUUAGGAGCCUACAGGACAAGGCAUGGAAAGGUCUCCCCCGCCACAAAAACGAAACUGCUUCUUCGUCUUAUUGUACUAUGUGUGGCGUGGAUUACUGUUCACGGGCAGGGACAAGGCAUAGAUAUUCUUCAUCGACUAGGCCUUGGAGGAAAAGAUGUAAGAUAUGCAUCCUCAGUGACUGCUGUGCCAUCGUCACCCACACCAUUACCUCAGAGGGUCCAAUUAACAGAAUUUGGUGUCAUUUUAAAAAACAAUGCUUAUAUUGAGUCACCUCUUGUAAACAUUUUACCAGUUAGCUUAAGACAGCCACUGACAAUAUUGAUUGGCUUGCAAUCUCGUAAAGUAAACAAUGCAUUUCUCUUCAGCAUUCGCAAUAACAACAGGCUGCAUUUAGGAGUCCAGUUACUACCUAAGAAACUAAUCGUGCAUGUUGGCGGAAAGCAAUCAGUCGUUUUCAACUACAGUGUCCAUGAUGAGCGAUGGCAUUCGUUUGCCAUCACUGUCAAAGAUCGAGUUGUCUCCAUGUUUGCUGAAUGUGGAAAGAGAUAUUUUAGUGGAGAGACUACUUCAGCAGCUCAGACCUUUGACUCUCAUAGUGUGUUCACCUUGGGAAGUAUGAAUAAUAAUUCUAUCCACUUUGAAGGAACAGUGUGUCAGUUGGAUAUUAUUCCUUCCACAGCAGCAUCUGCUGACUAUUGCAGAUACAUGAAACAGCAAUGUCCCCGAGCAGACACAUCCCAAACUGAAACCAGCCUUCCUCACACAGCAGUAAUGCCAACCAGACACCCUGAGCACACUGCCUUGCCCAAAGGAUUUGGUGAAGCAGAAUUGCCACAGAAGGCAUUCACAGAACAUGCUCCCUUGCCCAAAGGAUUUGGUGAAAUGGAAUUGCCACAGAAGACAUUCUCUGAUAGCAAAAACAUUCCAAAUAUCAGAAAUAAUGAUUCUUCCACAGUACAUAAAAGCCAAGAGCACCAGAUAUCAAGGUCCCAGUUAACAUCUUUCCUUUCAGAAAACGUAUCAGCUGUGACUAUCCCAAACUACAGAAUUCAAGCUAAAAAUGUAAUCAUCAAGGAAGAGGAAAACUUAAACCUGUCAGUUUCUCAUCAUCACCGUAGUGAGGCAAGAAUAAAUACAGAGGAGAAAUUUAGCCUUCUCUUAGCUGGACCAGACAACAUCACUCAACAUGAUGAGGAAGCAGCUGGCCGGGCCCUGCCUAAGCAGGCAACAUCUAGCAUUGUACACGCAGAUCAAGAGGCCAUGACACAUCACAAGAAGGCUAUCCCAACAAACCUACACACCAAUGAACUCAUGGAAAUGGAACAGAGUGUAAAUACCACCCUGUAUAGAGUGACACAUGGGCCCUCUCUGGAUAACCGCCUUGAACUAAAGAAGGAAGGUGAAGUUUACCCGGAUGCUACUUACACCACCGAAAAUAGCUAUGAAGCCCAGCCUUACGAUUACUAUUAUUAUGAGGAUUACAAUGCAAUGCUUGACAUGGAGUAUCUGAGAGGGCCUAAAGGGGACACUGGACCUCCUGGUCCCCCUGGUCCCAUGGGCAUCCCAGGUCCAUCAGGCAAGAGAGGCCCUCGGGGCAUUCUGGGACCACAUGGAAAUCCUGGGUUACCUGGAUUGCCAGGUCCAAAGGGUCCCAAAGGAGAUCCUGGGUUGUCACCAGGCCAAGCUGCUCCUGGAGAAAAGGGUGACCAAGGUGCUUGGGGAUUAGCAGGCCCCCCUGGCUUACAAGGAGAAAAGGGUCUCAAAGGACAUCCAGGGCUCCCCGGACUCCGUGGGGAACAAGGAAUUCCAGGACUCGCUGGUAAUGUUGGCUCACCUGGCUACCCUGGCAGGCAGGGUUUAGCUGGACCAGAAGGUAACCCAGGUCCUAAAGGUGUCAGAGGUUUCAUUGGCUCUCCUGGAGAGGCAGGACAGUUGGGACCUGAAGGAGAAAGGGGCACUCCUGGGAUCCGUGGGAAGAAGGGUCUGAAGGGAAGACAGGGCUUUCCAGGUGACUUUGGAGACAGAGGCCCUGCCGGUCUGGAUGGUAGUCCUGGGCUUGUAGGUGGCAUUGGGCCUCCUGGAUUUCCUGGUAUUACAGGAAAUGUUGGUCCUGCAGGACCAACUGGACCCCCGGGAACUCCUGGCCCAAUGGGCCUCUCGGGAAAUAGAGGAGCACAUGGAAUCAAAGGUGAUAAGGGAGAACAAGGCAUGACAGGAGAGCCAGGAGAACCCGGGUAUCCUGGAGACAAGGGCACCAUUGGGUCACCAGGACCACCAGGGACAAGAGGAAAGUCAGGACCUUCAGGACAACCAGGCGACCCAGGACCCCAGGGACCAUCUGGCCCUCCAGGACCAGAGGGUUUUCCAGGAGAUAUUGGGAUUCCUGGACAAAAUGGACCUGAAGGACCAAAGGGACAUCUUGGAAGCAGAGGGCCCCCCGGGCCUCCAGGACUCAAAGGAACUCAGGGAGAAGAAGGACCAGUUGGACCCUUUGGAGAACUAGGACCAAGGGGAAAACCAGGUCGAAAAGGGUAUACGGGAGAACCAGGGCCAGAAGGCUUAAAGGGAGAAGUAGGAGACCACGGAGAUAUUGGGAAAAUUGGUGAAACCGGACCUGUUGGUUUACCUGGAGAAGUAGGGACAGCCGGAAGCAUUGGUGAAAAGGGAGAGCGUGGAAGUCCAGGCCCACUUGGUCCCCAGGGGGAAAAGGGUGUCAUGGGCUACCCAGGUCCUCCUGGGGCUCCAGGACCCAUAGGACCACUAGGAUUACCUGGUCUUGCUGGGGCAAGAGGAGCACCUGGGAGUCUGGGUCCUAAAGGACAAAGAGGACCCAGAGGACCAGAUGGCCUCUCAGGGGAUCAAGGUGGACACGGUGCCAAGGGUGAAAAGGGAAAUCAAGGAAAAAGAGGGCUUCAUGGUCUUACUGGUAAGACUGGAAGCCCAGGGGAAAGGGGAGUUCAAGGAAAACCAGGUUUACAAGGACUCCCUGGCAGCCCAGGAGACAGGGGGCCUGCUGGAGAACCAGGACCACGAGGACCACCUGGUAAUGCUGGACUUCCUGGAGAGAUGGGUGUGGAGGGACUUCCAGGCACUGAGGGAGAAUCUGGCCUGCAAGGUGAACCAGGUGCUAAGGGAGAUGUUGGACCUACCGGCAGCCCUGGAGCAGCUGGGGAGUCCGGGUCACGUGGUGAACCAGGAGCUCCCGGAGAAGAAGGUCUCCAAGGAAAAGAUGGAUUGAAGGGGGCUCCAGGAGGAAGCGGACAUCCUGGAGAGGAUGGAGACAAAGGAGAGAUGGGCUUACCAGGAACAACAGGACCCUGGGGUAGAGCAGGUCAAACAGGUCUUCCAGGACCAGAUGGAAUUGUGGGAACCCCAGGACAAAGAGGCCGACCAGGGAAAAAGGGUGAUAAAGGACAAAUAGGACCCGUGGGAGAAGCUGGAAGCCGAGGCUCCCCUGGAAAGGCUGGGGAAAGUGGCCCUAAGGGCACCCGAGGAACAAGAGGUGCUGUGGGUUCAUUAGGAUUGAUGGGACCUGAUGGAGAACCAGGAAUACCAGGAUACAGAGGCCAUCAAGGUCAACCAGGACCCUCUGGAUUGCCAGGACCUAAAGGAGAAAAGGGAUACCCAGGAGAAGACAACAAAGUCCUAGGACCUCCCGGGCCUCGAGGUGAACCAGGGCCAAUGGGAGAACAAGGAGAGAGAGGAGAGCAUGGUGAAGAAGGCUAUAAGGGCCAUGUGGGUGUGCCAGGACUCAGAGGUGCCACUGGACAACAAGGGUCCCCAGGUGAAGCAGGCGAGCAGGGCGGACAAGGCCUGAAAGGGGAGAGGGGAUCUGAAGGUUCUAAGGGGGAAAAAGGAGCUCCUGGUCCUUCUGGGAAACCUGGCAUUCCUGGACUUCCAGGCCUUCCCGGGCCAAAAGGCUUGCAAGGAUACCAUGGAGUAGACGGCAUGUCAGGAACCCCUGGGAAGCCUGGGCUCCUGGGAAAACAAGGACUUCCUGGUGUCACAGGCAGCCCGGGAAGAGCAGGACUGGAUGGAUCCCCAGGUCCUCGAGGAGGAAAGGGCUCAUCAGGCCCACCAGGAAGCCCUGGUGUUCCGGGCCCAAAGGGUGAACAAGGGCUAACUGGUCAACCUGGAGUUCCAGGUAAAAGAGGUCAACGAGGAGCACAAGGUGACCAAGGACUACAUGGAGAGACUGGUCUGAAAGGGCAGGCUGGAGAACAUGGCGAUCAAGGUUUGACAGGUUUCCAAGGAUUCCCAGGCCCCAGAGGUCCAGAGGGGGAUGCUGGAAUUGUUGGAAUUGUAGGCCCUAAAGGUCCCAUUGGGCAGAGAGGAAACACUGGCCUUCCCGGCAGAGAAGGUAUAAUAGGCCCAACCGGUGGAACUGGACCCAGAGGUGAAAAGGGCUUUAGAGGUGAAACUGGUCCCCAAGGACCAAGGGGUCAACCAGGACCUCCUGGUCCACCUGGAGCACCUGGUCCAAGAAGACUAAUGGAUAUCAAUGCUGCUAUUCAAGCCCUGAUUGCAUCAAAUUCUGCCCUGCAGAUGGAGAGUUACCAGAAUACUGAAGUGACUUUAAUCAACCCCAGUGCAGAAAUAUUCAAAACCCUGACCCACCUUACCAGUUUACUGAGCAGCAUCAAGAAUCCUCUUGGCACACAAGAUAACCCAGCACGGAUCUGCAAGGAUUUGCUCAGCUGUGAGUACAAGGUUUCAGAUGGAAAAUACUGGAUUGAUCCAAAUCUUGGGUGCUCUUCGGAUGCCUUUGAGGUUUUCUGCAAUUUUAGUGCUGGUGGCCAAACAUGUUUAUCUCCUGUUUCUGUGACAAAGUUGGAGUUUGGAGUUGGCAAAGUGCAGAUGAACUUUCUUCAUUUGCUGAGCUCAGAAGCCACCCACAUUAUCACCGUUCACUGUCUAAACACCCCAAGGUGGACAAGCACACAGGCAGAUGGCCCAGGAUUGCCUAUUAGUUUCAAAGGAUGGAAUGGUCAGAUUUUUGGAGAAAACACUCUACUUGAACCUAAAGUCCUCUCAGAUGACUGCAAGAUUCAGGAUGGCAGCUGGCACAAGGCAAAAUUCCUUUUUCACACGCAGAAUCCCAAUCAGCUUCCUGUGACUGAAGUCCAAAGCCUUCCUCAUCUCAGAACUGAGGGGAAGCUCUGCAUUGAAAGCAGCUCCGUGUGCUUUCUUUAAAGCCUCGGGGUUAGUGCUCAGAAGCUGAGCUGUGGGGGGUCAGGGACUUGGUGCAGAGGAAAUGAUGACAGAAAAGUACAUUGUGAAGAAAUGUAGGGAAAACAGCGGCUAAAUCUUAAGAAAUCUCAGGAAGAAAAGAUUUCCUCCUAAGGAGAAACGACAUUUUCAAAGGACUAUGAUUGAUAAUGUAUUUAAUUCUCUUAAAAUUUUUUUUAUUGAUCUGAGUUUUUGUAAAGAAUUCCCUAGAACUGAAAAUGUAUGAACUUGGAAUUCUCCAGGGUGCCCUAUGCUUUUGUCCCCUUAGACAGCUGGAGCUGUGGGGCACUGUGGAGCAGUACUGGAUAGUGCUCUACACGGUACGACGUUUCUGUCUAAAACUUGCCAGCCACAGUCUCUGGCACCUUCUCUUCCCAAACACAAAGCUGUAUUCAGGUCCCCCAGGGGCAUAAACUCUUAGCUGGUGUACACUACCUCUUCCAUGCUGCCUUUUUGUGUUGCCUGGUGCUGUUUCUUAAAACAGGGUGCUGUGGCUGUCAUAGACUGUCUUUCUUCUUUGUCGUCAUUAAGAGUGUAUGUACUGGUUACAUCAAAAUCCGUCUUAAUUGUUAAUACUUAUUUCCAUCUGUUUGGUCUCAUGCUUAAUAACAAGUAAAGCUAUUUAUGCAAAGUCCUUAUUUUAUUUUAAAAUUCUCUUUAUGCACACGGAAUCAAAGCCAGCAUGUCAUAACUCGUGUAUAUGCAAGAGAAUUAGGGUGUUUCUUUUGUUUUUUGUUUUCUUCCUUAAAUUGCUGUAAAAAGUAUCUUAGGUCACCUAUAUCCAAUGGUAGGUUUGGGUUAGAAACUGGGGUUUGUGAUAUACUGUUUUAAAACUCCAAUAUCAUCUGGAAUGAUACAGUGUAUAUAAAUAUAUAUAUAAAUAUUGUGUAAAGUUUUAAUUCAGCCAAUCUUUUGAAAAUUGCUGCUGUUUUAAAUUAUAAAACUAUAUUUAUGCUAUAUAGAAAAUAUUUGCUUUGUAGUACAUAUUGAUUUUUUUCUUAUCAUUGUUCUUAAAUAUAAUGUUAGUGCUUAGAAGAAUUUUAUAGUCUUUAAAGCAGCAUUGUGCGCUGAGGGGGGUCUUUUUCCACUAAAACUAAGAUCUACCUGUCAAUCUUUUACUGUCAGAGAAAUGUUAGUUCAAUAUUCAAGUAAAGAUUAUGCCUCUUGCUGUAUGGAUGAGCCUGUUGUUCAACUAUUACAAGCAUACUGUUAACCUCAGCAAACCAUAUUUAACCUAUGUAUAAUAAAGAGGUACUUUAAAUCA
Molecule: messenger RNA, 6991 nt
Organism: Onychomys torridus (southern grasshopper mouse)
Lineage: Eukaryota; Metazoa; Chordata; Mammalia; Rodentia; Cricetidae
Gene: Col24a1
Product: collagen type XXIV alpha 1 chain
Exons: 61
Coding region: 493-5691 (1732 amino acids)
Molecular function (GO): extracellular matrix structural constituent
Source: RefSeq, a predicted model, not a curated record